Rotaria sp. Silwood2 is the source of this 495-nucleotide messenger RNA. The record is from the annotation of a GenBank genome assembly. NCBI's taxonomy places the organism in Eukaryota, Metazoa, Rotifera, Eurotatoria, Philodinida, Philodinidae.
AUGUUACAACUUCAACGCAAAAAAUUAAAGAAAAAUUCCCCGACAAAAAUUGAUCAAGAUAAUUUAUGUUAUCAACUAUCUUCAGAUGUUAUAGUCAAAAUUCUAUCGUAUCUACAAGAUGUUAGUGAUCUUGGAUGUUGUUUAUUUAUUAGUAAACUUUGGAAUUUAGCUGCAUCACAACCAUCUUUAUGGAAGAAAUUUGUUAAAGAAGAAUUCGGUGAUUACUUUAAUCAUGAUGACAAUUGUAAUUGGUUACAAGUUUAUAAAAGAUUUCAUGAAUUGAAUAUUCAAGAAAAUUUAUGGAUAAAUAUCGACGACUUAGAAGACACUGUUAACUGUCCUUUUUGUCAGACUGAAUUAUCACCGUUUAAAGAAGAUAUUGAAUAUUACGUAUAUUGCGAUUGCAAUCAUCAAUUCCGAAUAUGUGUCGUUACAAAAAAACAGCGCGAUGAAGCAAAUAAAAACUAUUGUAGAAAAUACGACCUAUUUAACUAA